Hemibagrus wyckioides is the source of this 4195-nucleotide messenger RNA. RefSeq names its product FANCD2 and FANCI associated nuclease 1 (gene fan1). The transcript has 15 exons. The coding region runs from base 512 to 3478 and encodes 988 amino acids. The record is from RefSeq and is a predicted model, not a curated record. Gene Ontology annotation, biological process: interstrand cross-link repair. Gene Ontology annotation, molecular function: 5'-flap endonuclease activity; flap-structured DNA binding; 5'-3' exonuclease activity. NCBI's taxonomy places the organism in Eukaryota, Metazoa, Chordata, Actinopteri, Siluriformes, Bagridae. Gene Ontology annotation, cellular component: nucleus.
UAUUUUGUAGCUGUCUGGUAGCAUCCAUAACUGCUGUGUACAUGUUAUUAGUGCACUAUAUAGUGUAUGAAAGAACUGCUUUUAGACUAUUGUCAGUGCGCUAUGAGUUUAGUAUUAAACCAUGUAGUGUUCAGCAGCGUGUUUACUAUUAGUGGACAGAGAGCUGAGUCUAAGUGAUUUAAUAAGAGCUGUUUUGGUCAGCGGCUAGUUGAAGGCUUAAUCCUCUACACUGUUAACAUAAACAUCACCAUCGGGAGUCUAUGUGUAUGUGACUCAGUGCUGAGAGAUUCGACUCCGAGAACAAGCGAUUCAGUGUGUUUUCCAGCGGAGAAGCUGCUUUUACACACAGUACUGAAUGAAGCACGUUGAGUGUGAUUACAUGGCAUCAGGUUUCUUUGGCUUUAGAUGACAGCAAAUGAGCAGAUGUACAAAUGCUCGCUGAUUCCAGAAGGCUCAGAAGCCUAGCUUUAGAGCAGGGCUCUGCCUGAACUACUUAAUUUAUCUGAAGAGCAUGGGUCCCAAACCUGGUAGAAGCCAAUCCAAAGCCCAUGCCAGAUCCCUAAGAAGACUUUCUCUAGCAAAAAAAGAUGAUCAGAAGGGCAAUACAAAAUUGCAGAAAGGACCUUCUAUUACUUCAUUUUUCAAGAACACACCACCCUCAAAACUGGCCUGCCCGCUGUGUGGCAAGUUCAUACCUCGUUUCAAAAUCAAUGAACACAUUGACUCGCAGUGUCAAGACUUUCUUGAGGAAAAUGACACACAGGUGACAGCAGCCAGUGACAAUGAAAAGGCGAAAACAUCCAGGCCCUUUUCAGAUAAUACCCCUCAGAGUGCAGAUGAAGAGAAAAAUGCUAGCAUGAAUGAAAAUAAUCAGGAUAGGAAAACAAGCCCAUAUUUUAAAAAGAAUGGGAUGACAAGACAAGAAUCACCUAAGAAAAGUUCUCUUCGUGCUGGAGACAAGGUAGUCAGUCUUGGGCGGUUGUCUGCAAAACUCUCCAAAAAAGUCUUGUUUUCUUCAGAGGACUCCAAAAUUCCUGGCCCCCAAGUAUCUAUCGAAGAAGAGCUGAUCUUAAGUGAGCCAAGUAGUUCACAAAAAGAAAACUUUGAUGAAAAUUUCAGUGUUAAAUCUGAACACCAAGUGAUGAAUUCAGCAUUAACUGCUCAGGUACCAAAUGAAAAUCUACCUCAUGUUGAAGAAAUUAAACAGUCUACAACAAAAGUAGACUCGUUGGGUUCUGAUGCUUCUCAAUCAACAGACACUGCUGCUUCAGUCAGAUUAAUGAAGAGGAAGAAAGAAGAGACUCUCGCUGCAUGUGUAGCCCCAAAAAUGCAGAAGAAAACACAGUUGUCAGGGAAAAGAAGUGCCAAAUCUGCAAGCACUGAUCCAUUACCAGAGGAUGAAGUCAAUAAAUCCAAAUGCAAGGAUGAAGAAAGGACCCAGAUUAUGGCACUGAAAAAAGGUAGUGAUCUUCAUCAGGAUGCUAGUGCUUCCUCUGUGGAACAGGGUUCACUCAGACACCCAUACUAUCUUCAGAACUUCCUGACUGUUCUCGGAACAGUGCUGGAGAAUAAGGAUGACAGAGCACUCUUCAGCGAGGAGGAACUCUCAUCUAUCCAGAGGUUCAAGCAGCUGUCAGUUCCUGGACAGAUGCUAUAUGUGCGUCUGUUUCAGAGGAAGCUGAAAUGGCUACAAGUGAGCAAACUAGAUUAUGCUGAGAUUAGUUCAGACCUCAGUCCUGUUGUGCAAGAACUUGUCUCCAGUGGCUUCCUCCAGACAGAGUCUGAACUCACAGAGAUCCAAGAUGUAUUAGAUCUUCUACCUGCUCCUGAGCUCCGAAGUCUGGCCAAGACUUUCCACCUAGGAGGUCCAGGGAGCAGUAGCCAGAAACAGCAGCUGGUGGAAGGGCUUCUCCUUUUGUCCAAACAACGCUCUCUCUUUUCUUUUGCUCCUGGCCAAAGCAAAACUGGCGCAGUCAUCCUCAAAAGGGCAAAACAGCUAGCAGGCUCCUGUGUGUAUCUGGGCCGGGAACCUCGUGCUAUGUUCUCUCGUGUCCUCCUACUUUUCUCUCUUACUGAUACUCUGGAGGAGGAGGAAAUGGCUUCAGGGGGUCAAGGACAACUUUACACUAUUCUGCUGGUCAACUCUGGACGUCUGGCUUUUCCUGCCUACACAGUUCAGCGGUCUGCCCAAGUGUUUAGAAACAGGGAAGACUUAAUCAGAUACGAAGCUGCCAUGCGAACCCUUCAGGAGUUAAUUACGGCAAUGCAGUCAGGCUGCUGGGAGGAUGCUCUAGCCCUCUACACUUCUGCAAAGUCUAACUGGCAAAACUUGAAACAAACCUGUGACUUAAGUUGGCAGGAGCAGUUGCCUGUGUUCUUGCGGUGCUUCACAGUAGGCUGGGCAUAUACACGUAUAUUGUCUCGAGGAGUUGAGAUACUACAGAGGCUGCGUCGCUAUGAGGAUGCAGUGGAUGAGCUGCGUUCUCUGCUGUCUCAGUCAGUGUUCUGUCCAGACAGCAGAGGGCGCUGGUGGGACAGACUGGCACUCAAUCUCCAGCAGCACCUAAAAUGCCAUGAGCAGGCUAUCCAUACCAUCAGGGAUGGACUGAAUGAUCCACUGGUCCGGACAGGUCACCGUUUGUCACUGCACCAGAGAGCCACCAGAAUGAAGGAUUCAGCGAGUUUUAAGAAGCACCGCCUGCUGCUCCGAGAACUUCCUUCUAUCAGUGUGCAAAAUGUUACUCAUGUAACAAUUCGAGGCCAGCUUUUUCCGCAUGAGGGUGGUACGGGCAAAUCAGUGUUCCUCAGGCCUGCUGCUGGGCAUGAAGACUCUGGAGAAGGAUGCGAUGCCAUGGUCAUAUGCUCGGUAGAGGAGCUGGCUUUGGCACACUACAGAGAGCUUGGCUUCGAUCAAGGUAUUCAUGGUGAAGGCUCUACCUUCUCUACUUUGUUUGGCCUUCUGAUGUGGGACAUUGUCUACAUGAAUGUCUCAGAUGUCUUCAGAACAUCAUAUCAGACAUGUCCUCUGGACUUGUACACUGACUGUUUCUAUGACAAUCGGAAAGAGGCUAUCGAGGCCCGGGCUGAGCUGUUGUCUGAGGUGUCCACAGAAACACUGCAGGAGCUACUGGCUGAAGUGUGGAAUUCACAGGAGGGAAGAGUCUGUGCACUCGUCAACUGGGAGCGAUUCUCUUGUCUUCAGCAAGCCCAGAGCUUAGUAGCAUGUCUGGGAGGACAGUUUUUAAGUGGUGUGAUCCUUAAAAUGGCAAAGGACUACAGGCACAGCAAAGGAGGACUUCCUGACCUGGUUGUGUGGAACACCUCAAAUAACAGCUAUAAGCUGGUGGAAGUAAAAGGUCCUAAUGACCGUCUGUCCCAGAAACAACAGAUCUGGCUAGAUGAGCUACAGAAGCUGGGUGCUGAUGUUGAAGUGUGUCACGUCACUGCUAUUGGAGCUCGUGGAGCGCGACUGGAAUAGAGACUAAAAUUGCCUUCACACAUACUGCUGCACUAAUAGACAAAACAUUUCACUCAUGCUGGGAAAUUCUCUCUGAAGAUUGUUGAGAUGGUGCUUGUGUUAAUAUGUGUGGAUUUAAUGCAACAGUACUUCUGAUACUUGCUCUCUGCUAAAACUAUAACACUACACCGCAACACAUAUUAAGUAUAAUACAUUAUGAAGACUGAAGUCCUGUGGCUGCUCUUUUUCAUUGUCUUUUUUUGUUAUAAUUAAACUUGUGAUUGUAUAUAAUAUACUGGGAAAAUUGUGUUAUAAAAGUGUAAUAAAACUACAUUUGGAACAGUAUACUCAUCUAUUUUUGUAAAAAGAAAUGAAAUAAUUUAAGGAUGUGUCCAUUUUUUUUUUUCUUUCAAAUAUUGUUUCUGAAAUUUUAUCACAUCAUUUGUGAUAAUGUUCUACUGUUGGCAUUUCCGAUGUAUAAAUUGUCUCAGUUUUUCAUGUUUAAGCUCAGGCUAAAAGUCUUGAACAGAGACUUACAUAUUGUUCCACAUUCUUAGAUAGAUUCUUAGUCUAACUGCAUGUUCAGAAAUGUAUAGCUGUUAAUUAAUUCAUUGAUGAUUUAGUACACCAACACAAUUAAAAUAGUGAAUUAACCCUAAACCUCAGACACAGCAACUACAGCUCUGACAAAAAAUAUAGACGAUGGUGAUUUUCUUGAGUGCUCUUGGUUUCUUUUAA